Messenger RNA from Gopherus flavomarginatus (Mexican gopher tortoise), 7426 nucleotides. RefSeq names its product 2-5A-dependent ribonuclease-like. NCBI's taxonomy places the organism in Eukaryota, Metazoa, Chordata, Testudines, Testudinidae. The record is from RefSeq and is a predicted model, not a curated record. Gene Ontology annotation, molecular function: RNA binding; ATP binding; protein binding. The coding region runs from base 2888 to 5053 and encodes 721 amino acids. The transcript is spliced from 7 exons. Gene Ontology annotation, biological process: protein phosphorylation; mRNA processing.
CAUUUGUACCUUUCCGCUGUGGCCCUGCUCUGAGCACAUCUUGGUUGGACAGUGUCCGUGUCCUCUCCAUGUUCUCAUCUAAAGGGCCUCGUACACUGCAGGUGCUAUUGGAAUAAACACAGAACAUCAUCAGCAUUGACAUCAGCAUCAAGAAGGAUAAAUAGGGACCAAGAUAGAGCCCUGCAGUGAGACUGGGACUGAGUAAAAUGCACUUUGUUGUGGGUGGGAUUAUGUGAGCAAAAAAAGAGACUACGGUAAUUUGUGGGGAAACAAAAUGCAAGUUUAGCUACACCUGCUCUUUAAGUCAACCUUAUUAUUGAUCACUUAGUUUGAGCCUUUUUUACAAUUUAUGUCAAAAACCUAGGGCUGUAAGCAAUUUUUCCAUUAAAUGUUUUUCAAAAACCAACAAUAAUCCUGACAUAUAAAUUACUAGAAUGGUUACAAUGGUAUAUAUUUUCAUGUGCUAUAAUAUAUAUUCUGCUUAUUGUAUUUUUCACUCCAUGCAUCCAAUGAAGUAGGUUUUAGCCCAUGAAAGUUUAUGCCCAAAUAAAUUUGUUAGUUUCUAGGUGCCACAAGGACUCCUUGUUAUAUAUUAAAAAAAUACGUAGUAACCCUUUCCCUCAUUCCGAGAGAGAGUGGCAGCACUGACUGAAAAAGCGCCAUAUUAGCUAACUCCCACAAACACCUGCCCUCUAUGACAUGAAUCAGGAAAAGAGAGCAGACUAGACAGCGUCAUAGAAGCAUGUUGUCAGUAGGACUGUGCCGGUGCUCAGUAAGUAAACUUCUGAAUCUUUGUUCUACCCUUUUUCAAGACUCUCUUGUUUUUCCUCCUCUUUAUAUGUUAAGACUCUUGGUAAUAGUUCCUCUAACAAGGCUGUAGCUUUUUUGAUGGCUCGGAGAAGAGCCUUUUAUUUUUACUGUAUGUCUCCAAAGAUGUAGAAAAUAAGCACUGUGAAGUAACUCAAACAUAUGUAAGCAACUUAAUUAUACAUUUUAAAAACUUUUUAACAAAAACUGUGAUAAGUGACUCAAUUCAUUUGGUUUUCUCAGAAGAUAAUCAAGCUUAUAUGAAUUAAACUUUUCCUGUAAUUAAGACUUUGCAGCUUCUCUGCCAGUUUCCCUUUAAAAGGAUUCUUUUCUGUCAGACUCACAAACAAGCGAGCCCAGAAGGCUCUAGUCCUUGGUAAAAAUCUUUAACAACUGUCUCCUUUGACAGUUAGGCUGAAUUUUAUUGUUCUGUAAUGGUUAUAACCUUUCUUUAAAGGGGAAAAGAGGUUAUUACUUUUGUAACUCAUUUUUUUUUCCUUUAUAAGACAGAACAACAACAAACCUUAACUGGAAUAAAAUACUCUUUGAUUCUGGAGAGUAUUCAUUUAAAGACCUUUUUAAUUUCAUAUUGUCCAAUUUUUCCCUCCUCACUCACUAGUGGCCCAUUUUAUAUCUCGGGAGAAAAACGUCUUAAAUGUGCCCACUAUUCUUAAAGCCUGCCUCACAAUGGCUUGUCAGUGAUAGGUGUGCCUCCAGACCCUGAAUUCCUUCCCGAUUGACCCCAGAAAAUGAUGAAAGGGUCAAGAAAGUCUAACAGACAAAUUUGGGCUUCUCACUAGGCAGAAAGGAGGCGGGGUAAGGGGGGACUUUGUGUCUAAUACUACUUUCUGAUUGGUCCCUUCACAGGGCUAGGGGCAUAGCCGCCUGUCCAAAACUGAAUAGGGUAAUAGAUAUGUGUAUACUUAUAUUCUCCAACAAAGAACAGGAAGCCUCGGGUAUUUGGUGCAUCUAAUGAAGGCCAUGUGUAUUUUGCAGCAAGUUUAACCUAAUUUCACAGCAAGACCUAUGGUUUCUGUGGCACUACAGUGCUAACUUCUGUAGUGAAAUGAAAAUUCUGCAGCAGCAUCUGGAAAAUGUAGAAGUUACAGAGAAGCACAGUAGCUGGAUCUUUCUAAUACACUUACUGGUAAUGAAUAAUUAAAUUUCCGCAUUACAUUCCAGAGUCAGCAUCCAGUUAAGAUCAGCUUCUAUUCGGAUCAUAUUUGAAAGGUUAUCUCCACAGUCAUGAUGACUAGAAACUUGUUUUUUGAAAAUUAAAAGAUUGGAAUCUCCUGCACUCUUCUACAGAGAGUAAUUCUGUAGAAACUCAGGCAGUUUCAGCAUUGCAGAAUACACAGAGCCAUAUUUAUAUAACCCAAGUACCCUCAACAGUAUCUAAUGACAAACACCCUUCUUGGGAUGUCUUCUCCCCACUGACAAGCACACCCAAGAGUACCAUGUGUUUGCCUAAAAGUGCAAACCACUUUUCCCACCCCUACCAGUUCAUUAUGAUUGUCAAUCUGUACUGAUAAGAAACUCAGAACCAAAGUAGCAGGGGCUGUUGCAUGUGGACCCAGAGGACAUCUGAUGUAAUCCCCCUCCCCCCCCCAUCACUUGUGGCUCUGAAAACCAUGUGGUGUAACCUUCGCUGUCCUGUCUCUUACAGAUCAAUAGACUAUCGCUAAAGCUGCAAGUUUGUCACAGAAGUCAUGGCUCCGUGACUUUCCAUGACUUCUGCAGCGGCCAGUGUGGCUGGCUCCGGAGCUGCCUGAGCAGCUCAGGCAGCCUUUGGGCACGUCGCACUGUCUGCUGCUGGGGCAGUCUUAGGCCACCGCUCCCCACACCCAAUAGCAGAAGGAGGAGUUUGAGUCGGGGAGGUGGAAUAUGUGAAGCAUGGAGCCCUUGGAGCUGGGUAGUGCUGGUGUACUUCAUGAGCAAAACUCCAUUCAUGUCCUGACAACAAAGGCACUGACCAGUCCCUGCCUUCCUUAAAGGAAAGCCCAGAAAGUACAUUCUAUUGAAGAAUCUCCAUUUGAAAGGGGCACAGAACAAGAGCACAGCCACUUAAAUCUUAACAGUCAUGGAGGACACUGGUAACAGCCAGGAGGAGAUAUUGACCUCCAGAAAUGAAACAGCAGCAGACAAAGCCUCUCUACUAAACAAUGCUGUCCGAAACCAUUCAAUAGAUACAGUCCGGCAGCUGUUGAAAGAAGGAGCAGAUGUUAAUUCCAAGGUAGAAGGUGGUUGGACACCUCUGCACAGCGCUGUACAGGCUGAUGAGGAAGAGAUCGUUGAUCUUCUGCUGGAGAAAGGUGCUGAUCCGUGUGCUAGGAAGAAAAAUGGUGCCACUCCCUUUGUUGUUGCAGGGAUAGUGGGAAAUGUGCGACUUUUAGAGCUCUUCCUUUCUAAGGGGUCAGAAAUCAAUGAGUAUGAUGACAAUGGUUUCACAGCUUUUAUGGAGGCUGCUGGCUAUGGGAAUGAGGAUGCCUUAAGAUUCUUAUACAAUAAUGGGGCAGAUGUGAAUUUGAGGAGGGUGGUUAACGAGGAGAAAAGGACACUGAAUAAAGGGGGGGCAACAGCCCUGAUGGAUGCUGCCAGGAAGGGCCACCUCUCAGUUGUAAACAUUCUUGUCAGUGAGAUGAAGGCUGACAUGAACAUCUGUGACAACCAGGACAGGAAUGCUUUAAUCUAUGCCUUCCUUCCAAGUGAUAACAAGACAAGGGAGUCAAUUCUCCCAAUAGUUCAUUUCCUGCUGGAUUGUGGUGUUGAUGUGAACAGAAGAGAUGAACAUGGGAAAACUACCCUCAUCCUGGCAGUCGAGAUGCAAAGUCUGGAUUUGGUGAAAGCUUUAUUGGAGAAGAAUGAAGUUGACAUCAAUGAUGCUGACAGAGAGGGCGAAACAGCACUGAUGAUAGCUGUAGAGAAAAACUAUUACGAAAUAGCAAAGCUACUGUGUGAAAGGGGGGCAAGGACCGACCUUGGGGACCUUAUUGGGAUUGUCAAUAGGAAAUACAAUAAGAAAAUGGCAGAUCUUCUUCGCCUGUACGGCGCCAAGGCUGGUCCAAGUCAACCUCAAGAUUGGGAACCCACCAGCAAACGCUGGGGAGAGCAGCUGAAAGUUCUCUACAACAUGUAUCGUCCUAUGAUUGGAAAACUUAAAAUCCUCCAACAUAAUGAUUUCAGGAUUCAGAGAACCUCCCAAGGGGGCAUCUACCUGGGACUCUAUGAUGGGAAAGAGGUGGCUGUGAAGAUAUUCUGCAUUGGCACAGAAAUUGCUAAACAAGAGAAAAUGUGCCUUGAACAAUGUCUGACCAGCAACCAUUUAGUAAAACUUUUUGGUGCUGAAGAAAAGAAACCCUGCCUGUACUUGUGCCUCUCGCUCUGUGAGAAGAACCUUGAAGAACACCUGAGUGCAUCAGAGAAUGAAGUGAAUUGCAAGGGUGUUCUUAAGACACUCUUUGAGGCAGUUCAAGAACUACACAUGUUUGGAUUUGGCCAUCAGGAUCUACACCCACGUAACAUUUUGAUAGAUGCUGCUGGUAAAGUUCGCUUAGCGGAUUUUGAUAAGAGCAAAAGAUUGAGUGAAGGACAGAAGGAUGAUGUUAUAAUCAAAGACCUGAAGGCGCUCAGCAGGCUGGUCUUGUAUGUUGUAACAGUGGGUAAGGUCCCCUUUGAGGAAAAUAAUAGAGAUGAUUUGGAUGAAAGUUGUCCAGAGGACGUGCAGGACUAUGUGGAGAUAGCAGACCUUAGGAAAAGUCUGGUCUCUCCUGGUGAAGGAAGCCCAGUUGAGAACCUGCUGAGAGACUUGAUCCAACAUCCCUUUUUCUGGAGCAAGCAGAUCAGGUACAGGUUCCUGAGAGACGUUGGGAAUGAGAGCGAUAUCAAAACACGCAACACCAAGCAUCACAACAACAAGAGUGAGAUUCUGAAAGCUUUGAAUUGUGAUGGGCACCCUCUGCAGCAGUGGACUGAGCAGAUUGACAAAUUGGUUCUGGAUAGCAUGCUCAAGCACUUCAAGAACAAGAAGAAACAGUAUGAAAACUAUGUCACGGACCUACUGAGGUUCAUCAGGAACAUGGGCGAGCACUUUGAUGAGAGGGAAGAAAAGGUCAAGGAAAUAAUCAAGGAGCCCUCGGAGUAUUUCAUGAACCUAUUUCCAGAACUGACAGUUUAUGUCUACAAGGGUUUAUGCAGCAUACAGCAUCGUAGACAUUUUCCAAGCCCUGAGAGUCUUUCUCAGGUGUAGCAUGUUCUAUCGCUUCAGGUUAUGGCUGAAUCCCAUUGACUAACUUCCUUUUCAGCACCAUUUCGUUCAUUUGCCAAAAAGUGUCAUACAAAGCAGGAAAGGGGCUGGGUGGGCAGAGAAUAUCGGAAUUUCUGUCAGUGGAUCUGGUUUCUGGAUUCAGCACUGAAGCACUCAGUGGUAAAGAUGCUAUGUUUGAGUGGGGUCAUGGAGGACAAUUACAUUGAGGAAAGGAAGAACUAAGUGCUAGAAGGGCAAGUACCAGGUCUGGGGUUGGGGCUGCAGGAUAGGCACCCCUCUCCCAGCAGGUCUGGGCCUGGGGAGGGGCACCCCAGCCGCGCCUGGAUCAAGGCUGGUCCGGGCCACGUCUGGGUGCCAUGGCAGGUCCAAGCCACAGAGGGUCACGUGGGGAGGUCAUGUGUCCCCCCCUUAGCUGGUACCCCCCCACCAUAUUGGUAAGAAAUGGAUUCUACUUGCACCACUGCUAACCCUAGCCCUGAGAGCACCACCUUGGGAACCCAUCCCUUUCCCAACAAGUUCAGAGUGGGGGAGGAACCUUGACAGCUCCUAUGGGUGGGGUACUUGGAGCUUGGUUCGGGUUCCUAUCAGUAGGCUUCCCUGGGCUAGGGUUUUAGUGAAUAGGGCUCCCUGGGCUAGGGGUAGGUUGCAAAUGGUAUGAUUUUUCAGGAUAGGGUUAGGGUUCCAGUGGUUAGUGCUCCCCUGGGUAGGGUUAUGAUUUCAAAUGGCAGGACGUGUCAGAAUAGAAUGUUUCAAGGGGUUAGGGGUCUGUGCACAAGGGUCUUGUUCCAGAGAACAACGCUCCCCAAACGAGGGUUCCAAACGGUAGGACGUGUUGGGAUAGGGAUUGGGUUCCCAAGGUGGUGCUCUUAGGGCUAGAGUUAGCAGUGGUGCAAGUAGAAUCCUAGUACGGGAGGGGGGGCACCAGCUAAGGGGGGACACAUGACGUCCCCACGUGACCCUCCAUGUCACUGCUCCCCACUCCACCCUGGGGACCCUACGCUCUCCCCAUCCCCUCCCCUUGAUGACGGAGAAAGAGGGAGGAGUACGGGGUCCUUGGAGCAUUUAGUCCUCCUUUCUAUCAUUGAGUCCCCCUCUUGGAAAACAUUUCCAGCUGAUAUUCAGAAGACAGUGUCAGAAUAUUCCCCGGUGGUUUUCCCACCUGUUUCCUAGUCCUCUGUCUCCCUUCCUGCUUGAUGGCUCUGUUUACAGCUUAAAUGCAAAUUAAGCAGAGCACACGUUCCUGAGACAGACCUGUUGCCAUCCACAGUUUGGAACAUGUGUUAAUUACAUCAUACAGGGAAAUCGUGUAAUUUCACAUACGGCAUUGCCACACACAUUUUAUUAGGACAGUAUUGACCAGCUAAUCUUCAAAUGAUACUUACAAGACAUGUCUUGGACAAGGAUUAUUACAAUUGUGCGUAGGGUGUAGACACAAGUACAUUGUCACACUGCCAUCCUGUAUCUGUGCUGUGUAUUCACGGUCAGGUUUGGCUUCCCUCUCACCUGAGCAGGCAGGUCCUUUUGUUCCCAUGGGCUCUGCCCACCAAUCCCAGUUAUCAACUAGGCUGGCAUUACAUUUAUAUUUUGUAUAAAGCAUAAAAGACAACUUGCUGUGAGGGGAGUCCUAGCUUCAACGCCAGCCUGGGCUCUUUAAUCUUUCCUCCCCAGAGAGCAGCUUUCCAGCUCUCUCGAGAUCUGUCUUUGUAGUUGGGAUUGAAAACUAAUUAAACUGGGCCUUUCUCUUUUAAAUGUUGCAUAAAUACCAGUAACAGCUGGAUGAGUGACAGGCCCAGGUAUACAGUUGUAUAGUUGUUUUAUAAGCAGUUGUUUCACUAGAAGUUGGAGAGACAUUUACGACGUGUAUUUAAUGCAUCCAGUUGGUAAUCUCAUACAUUUUCAUUUUAAUGCUACACCAUUAUGAGAGUCUGGAACUAUUUCUAUGUAAUAUGGAAACCAGGGAGCUGAUGUUGCAAAAUCUUAUGAUUAUAAGUAAUGCUGAAUCCUGUGAGUGGGCUCACUGAAGCCAAAGGGAGUACUGGGAUAAGUAAGUAUUAUAUGUAAGUAAGGCUUUACAGGGUCUGCCCCCAGAAUCAGCACAGCACUGAUGCAGAAGCUUUGAUGCAUGAGGUCUGGCAGGAGUGAAUAUAUUUUCCUGUAUCUAUUCACAAUACACAUAUUGAUGCUUAUGAUAUGUAAUCAGUGCAGUUAGAUGCCUGCAGCGUUCUUUGCUUUUUCAACUGUACCUGCUUUCUCCCUUAUCUGAUAUACGCAGUUAUUGGAUUUUUGUCUUUUACACUGAGAUUUUUGUCAUCAGUAUUCCCAGAUAAAUCUGGAAUAAACUCAGUUGGACAAUCA